This is a messenger RNA of Sardina pilchardus (European sardine), 5853 nucleotides long. Its product is annotated as trichohyalin-like. Lineage: Eukaryota; Metazoa; Chordata; Actinopteri; Clupeiformes; Clupeidae. The record is from RefSeq and is a predicted model, not a curated record. The transcript is spliced from 8 exons. The coding region runs from base 175 to 5853 and encodes 1892 amino acids.
AGCACCCUGACCCAGGAGAACCACAACCACACACACCGCAUCCAGGAGCUGUCGUCGCUGCACAGCGGUGUGUGUGAGGACCUGCGCGUGGCUCGUGCCGAGCUGUGCCGAGCGACGGAGGAGCAGAGGAGUGCGGAGCGAGAGAGGGAUGACCUGCAGAAGGAGAGAGAGAGGAUGGAGGGAGCGAUACGCAGCCUGGAGGAGGAGAGAGAGAGACUGCAGCAGGACAGAGAGGAGCUCAGGUGUGUGAGUGAGUCCCUGCAGCAGCAGCUGAACUCCGCCCAGAACCAGAGCUCAGAGCUGCAGGUGCAGACCAGCCAGCUACAGGUGCAGCUGCACACACUCCUGCAGACCAAAGACACACUAAAGGGGGAGAUCCAGUGCCUCCGUGAGGAGCUGGCGCAAGAGAGGCAGCAGCGGGACGAGGAGAGGAAGGAGGAGCAGGAGGAGCGCGAGAGGAGGCGCAGGGACGGCGAGAGCCAGCAGGGGGAGCUAGAGAGGCUGGAGCGGGAGCUGGCCCAGUCGGAGGAGCGGCGCCAGCGAGAGCAGGAGGAGAGGAGGAGCGCGGCGGAGGAGUGGCAGGAGGAGAGGGAGGCGCUGAACGCCGAGCUGGGCGCCCGCGACGGGGAGGUGGAGGCCCUGCGCAAGCGCACGCAGGGGCUGGAGAAGGAGAAGGAGGAGAUCGCCGCCCUGCUGGAGGAGACCGGGAGCGAGCUGGAGCGCGCGCAGAGCCGCCUGGGCGCCGAGCAGCGCGGCCUCGAGCAGCGGGAGAAGGAAGCGAGGGAUGAGGCGGAGAAGUGGAGGAGGAAAGCGAAGGCGGCGCAGAAGAGGCAGGAGGAGCUGGGCCAGCGUCUGGAGAAGGAGAGCAAGGCGCUGAAGACGACCGAGAAGGAGAGAGACGCCGCCAACGACCUGGUGGUGGAGGCGAAGAGCCGGGCGGAGGUGCUGGAAGCGGAGCUGGAGAGGAUGGAGGAGGAGGUGAGGAAGAAGGAGGUGCUGGAGGGCCAGCUGGUGGUGCUAGAGGAGCAGAACCAGCAGAUGAAGGAGAAGGAGUGCACGAGGAGGGCCGAGGAGGAGCGACGGCAGCGGAGGAGGGAGUCGGAGGAGCGGCAGAAGGAGGAGAGGCUGAGGGGAGAGCUGGGCCUGAAGGAGGGCGAGAUGGAGGCGUUACGGAGCGACGUGGAGGCGCUGCGGAGGGAGAAAGAGGAGGUGUCGGCGCGCCUGGCCGAGCAGGAGUCGGAGCUGGAGAGGACCCGGGUGAAGACGGCGGCCGAGCAGAGGAGCUCGGAGCAGCGGGCGAGAGAAGCGAGGGAGGAGGCGGAGAAGUGGAAGAAACGGGCGGCGGGGGCGGAGAAACAGCGGGAGGAGGUGACGGCGCGUCUGGAGCGAGAGAGCGAGGAGGCCCUGCGGGCGACGGGGAGGGAGAGGGACCGCAUGACGGAGGCGCUGCGGAAGAAGGAGAUCGAGUUGCGGGAGCGCGAGGAGGACGUGGAGGAGCUGCGGCGCCGAACGCUCCUGCUGGAGGCCGACCUCGAGCGUCUGGAGGAGGACCUGCGGAACAAGGAGGUGUCCGAGGGCCAGCUCCUCGUCCUGGAGGAGCAGAACGCCCAGCUGCGAGAGAGGGAGCGGGAGAAGCGCCAGGAGGAGGAGGAGAGGGAGAAGGAGGAGCGAGAGAAGGAGAGGAAGACGAGAGGAGAGCUGCGGAGGAGAGAGGGGGAGGUGGAGGCGCUCCGCUCGCAGAUGGAGGGACUGAAGAAAGAGGGGGAGGACAGAGAGGCGGAGGUGGAGAGGCUCCACUCGCAGAUGGAGGGACUGAAGAAAGAGAGGGAGGACAGAGAGGCGGAGGUGGAGAGGCUUCAGGCCAGCCUCAGCGCCGAACAGAAGGUUCUAGAAGCUCAAGGAAAGGAGGCGCGAGACGAGGCGGAGAGAUGGAAGGAGAGAGCGGCGCGGGCGGAGAGAGAGAGGGAUGAGGCGGAGGAGAAGAGGAAGAGACGGGAGACGGAGGAGAGGAAGAAAGAAAGGACGACCAGAGGAGAGCUGGAGCAGAAGGAGGAGGAGCUGAAACGUCUCCAGUCGAAGAUGGAGAGAACAGAGAAGGAGAGGGAGAGAGAGAGGGAGGAGGAGCGGAGGAGAGAAGAGGAGCAGGAGGAGGCCUUGAGGAGUCAACGGGAGCUGCUCAGAGAGAGUGAGGAGGAGGUGCAGAACUUGAGAGAGACUCUUCGGCGCGAGGAAGAGGAGGGCAGGUCCAGGCAGAAGAGGAGUGAAGAGGAGGUGCAGAACCUGAGGGAGACUCUUCGUCACGAGGAAGAGGAGGGCAGGUCCAGGCAGAAGAGGAGCGAGGAGGAAGUGCAGAACCUUAGAGAGACUCUUCAUCACGAGGAAGAGGAGGGCAGGUCCAGGCAGAAGAGGAGCGAGGAGGAGGUGCAGAACCUUAGAGAGACUCUUCGUCACGAGGAAGAGGAGGGCAGGUCCAGGCAGAAGAGGAGCGAGGAGGAGGUGCAGAACCUUAGAGAGACUCUUCGUCGUGAGGAAGAGGAGGGCAGGUCCAGGCAGAAGAGGAGCGAGGAGGAGGCGGAGCGGCUGAAGGAGAGACUGCAGGAGUUGGAACGUGCCGAGAGAGAACUCGCCCUGAAACUCCAGGAGGCGGAGCUGGACCUGGAGCGCCACUCGGAUAGGCUGAGGGAGACGGAGGAGGAGCUUAAAGACAGGAAGCAGGAAGUGCUCCUGGCUCAGAGUCAGGUGGAAGUGGAGAGAGCGAGAGCGAGCGAAGCAGAGGAGAGGAGAGACGAGCUGGAGGAGGAGACUCAGACGCUGCAGCAACGGGCCGAAGAGCUGACCCGAGAGGUAGAGCGGUCGUCACAGCAACUAACAGAGAAAGAGGAGGAGCUUAGAGACCUCACCAACCAAUUAGAAGAAGCCUCACAAGAGACCGACCAAUUGAAAGAGACACUGAGCUCGAAAGAGGAAGAGAUGGAGAGACUGUCUUCCCAGCUGAAGGAGGAGAAAAUGGAGGCAGAGAGGAGGAGAGCUCAGCUGCAGGAGCUGGAGAGGGGACAGCGCACCCUGGUGGAGGAGCGAGGGACGCGCGCCGCCCGGCUGGGCAGGGAGGUGAAGGAGCUGACGGAGGAGAGAGACCACCUGUCGGCCGAUAUCCGGAGGAGAGAGAGGGAGGCGAGCGCCUUGAGAGAGGAGGUGCAGAAGGAGAGGAGAGAGAAGGAGAAGCUGUCCUCGUCGCUGAGAAAGCGAGAGGAGGAGCUGAAGGAGGUGAAGGAGAAGAGAGAGGGCGACGCGAGGGAGGUGCGGGAGUCGAGGGAGAUGGAGAUGGAGAUCACCCUGCUGAGAGAGGAGACGCAGCGGGACAGGAGGGAGAAGGAGAGACUCGCCUCCUCCCUGAGGAAGCGAGAAGAGGAGCUGAGCGAGGCCAAGGAGGCCAGGGAGAGGAUCGAGGAGGAGCUGCGCGAGAAGGAGCGUAAGGAGCGGCGCGAGCGCGACAAGCUGGCCUCCUCGCUCCUGCGGCGGGACGAGGAGCUCCGGGAGGCGCGGGAGAUGAGGGAGGCGGCCGAGGCCGAGGCCAUCGCGCUCAAGCAGGAGGUGUCCAGCCUGGCGCGGGCGAAGGAGCGCGCCGGAAGGGAGGCGCGGGAGCGGGAGGCGGAGAGCCAGAAGAUGCGCCAGGGGCUCCAGCAGGGCCUCAAGGAGAUGGCCGAGCUCAAGCACCUCCUGCAGGAGAGCCACGGCGAGGGGGAGCAGCUCCGAACGCUCCUCAUCCAGCGAAAGGAGGAGCUGACCCGGGGCCGGGAGGACGGGGCGCGGGAGGAGCGCAGGAGGUACCAGGAGCUCCAGAGGGAGCUGUGCCAGAGGGAGAGCCAGCUGAGGGUUGCCCAGGAGGAGGUGCGGCGACUCAGGGAGAGGGAGGCCGAGGCGGAGGGGGAGGCGAGGAGAACCAGGGUGCAGCAGGAGGUGCUGGAGGAGAGAGUGAAGCAGCUGCUCCUCAGGGAGCCGCAGCUCAGAGACGCUCAGGAGGAGGCGAGCCGACUCAGGGAGAGACUUCAGGCCAUGGAGGAGGAGGUGGACGCCGAGGUGAGGAGGAGCAAAGCCAAGGAGGAGGUGCUGCUGGAGGAGCGAGACCAACAGAGGGGCCUCGGGGAGAAAGAGCUGAGGGCAGCCCAGGAGGAGGUGCGGCGGCUCAGGGAGCGGGAGGAGGAGGCGCAGGGGGAGGUGAGGAGAACCAGGGCCCUGGUGGAGACGCUGGAGGAGCAGAGGAGAGAGCUGAGUAGCGCAGCCGCAGAGAGGAGCAGGGAGGUGGAAGAGGCGAGUGAACGCGUGAAGGAGGUGGAGGAGAGGAUGGAGAGAGAGAGGGAGGAGCGGAGAGCUGAGGUGAAGAGGUGGGAGGAGAAGAUCGAGACGCUCCGACGAGAAGGGGAGGACGAAGAGAGGAGGAGGAGAGAGGAGAGGGAACUGACCGUGGCCAGGCUGACGGAGAAGGAGCGAGAGAUCGUCCGGGUGAGAGAGAGAGCGGAGGAGGUGGAGAGGAGGAGAGAAAGACUAGAAGAGACGGCGAACGAGUGCAGCCAGCGGGCGGAGGUGGCGUCACGUACCCUCCGGGAGCGAGAGAGGGAGCUGGAGGGAGCGAGGGAAUCUGUCCAGCGAGCAGAGAAGGAGAAACAGACGCUACAGGAGGAGGUGGAGGAGGGAAAGAGGGAUGCAGAGAGGCUGAGAGGAGAGGUGGAGCGGCUGGAGAGAGAGAAGAGCGGCGAGGAGCAACAGCUAGAGGGCGCCAGACUGCACCUCGGUCAGCUGGAGAGAAUGAACCAGGCGCUCCGGGAGAAGAUGAAGGAGGAAGAGGACGAUAGGAGGAAGAGGAAGACGAAGAGAGCGUCGGACGAAACCGACCGAGGCGGCGGCGCGACGAACAGGUCCCGUGAGACGACGGAGAGAGAGAAAGAACGAGAGAGACUCCGUGAGGAGCUGGCGCGAACGGAGGACGAGAUUCGCCUGUGGAAGACGCGCGCCGAGACCUUGGAGCUGGAGGUGAGGCAGCUGAAGAGAGAGAGAGAGAAAGACACAGAGAACGAGAAAGAUGGAGGAAGAGAGAAAGAGAAAGAGGAGGAGAAAGAGGAGGGCGGCGUUGGCGGAGAUCGCGAGCGGCUGACGGAGCGCUUGUCCUCGCUCCUGCUGGAGCGCGAGGAGGCCAGGGAGGCGCUGAGGAGGCGCGAGACGGAGGUGUACGAGCUCACGGAGAGGAGCGACGAGCUGGCCAGGGACCGCCAGCGAAUCAGGGCCGCCCUGGAGAAGACAGAAGCCGCUCUGAUUGACUAUCAGGAGAGGGUGCGGCAGAUGGAGGCCAAUGAGAGAGGAGCAAGGGCGGAGCCUGUCCAUCAUGACCGUGACUUUGCAGUGGCGUCGGAGGGCAGAGCUGUGGACACGGGCGUGGGCGUGGGGGGGUCCGGUGGUGAUGUGGGGGGGUCAGAGGUCACCGGUGGCGGCGGGCGUCUGGGGGCGAUGCAGCGGGCGGUGGCCCAGCUGGAGGUGGAGCAGCGGAGACUGCAGGGCAGGAACACACACCUGGAGCAGCGCGUGCAGCGACUACGCACCGAGAGGCAGACCCUCAGGGACACACUCCGACAGGUCCACCACCUGCGUCUAGUGCUGGCCGUGGACCAACAGGAAAGGUCAAAGUUCAUCGAGCGCUCUCAGAAGAAUAACCAGAGACUGGAGGCGCUGCGACAGGACCUCAACCAAUCACUGGCUGCCGUUUCCCAGCAGCCCGUCCCGUCCGUGUUUGAGUCUGAGACACAUCGAUUGGACAGGAGUAUUAGGGAGGAGGAGCUGUGGAUGUCUCUCAGCCAAUCCUGA